This is a messenger RNA of Dracunculus medinensis (Guinea worm), 1149 nucleotides long. NCBI's taxonomy places the organism in Eukaryota, Metazoa, Nematoda, Chromadorea, Rhabditida, Dracunculidae. The record is from the annotation of a GenBank genome assembly.
AUGAAGAGUAACGAAGAUGAAGAAGAACCUAAAAUUGAGGACGAUAAAAAAUUAAUUACACAAAGCCCUGCCUUGCAAUAUCAGUUAUAUUCACAGAAUGAGGAUCUUGUUGAAAAGCUGAAACUGCUCAACUAUGAGAAAGGAUAUGCCUCAGUUCCAGGUCAAAGGCCAAUUUCUCGACACUAUUUCGUUACAAGUUCCACUGUUGGUGAGCAAUUCUAUUUGUUUACAACGCUUAGUGCUUGGCUGAUACAAAAAGCAAUUAAUCCGAAGUUCGUCAAACCCCAAGAAUUCGAUGAUCCAAACGUAAUCGUUUCAAACAUAUUGGAUGAACUUCGCCGAAAAGAGAUCGUCGUUGAUUUUGCACCAAGUAAAUUGAAAUCAGGCUAUGGUGAGCAAUGUCUAUACGUUCUUAAUAACUUAGCUGAUCUUGCUCUAAUCGCUGAUGGAUUUUCGUGGCAGAGAGCGGAGCCAGUUGUCGAGAAUGAUGAUGAACUGGAUAUUGGACUCGAUGAGGCCGAACUUACCGAACUGCAAGUUGUCGAGGGAAUAAUAAAGAGCGACGUGGAUAUCGAUGCUUGGAAACUCGAAGUCGAGCAUGUUGCACCACUAUUAAAAGUCAACAUUCAGCCAACCGAUUGGAGAAGCCAUAUUGAGCAAAUGCAGCACUAUCGACAAGCAAUUGAUAAUUUUCUAAAUUCCGCAAAACCACAUUUAAUAAAUAUAUCCGAAGAUUCAGCGAAAAGUUUACAAAGAAUAACUACGAGAGAGAAACAUCUGAAUAAUCAGUUAGAUAAUUCCAUCGAAAAAUUUCAUAUAAACCAAGAUAAAAUGGCCGAAUUAAAAGAGAAAUACAGGGAAGCAAGCGUCGGUAUUGUUCAACGCACACAAGCACUACAACGAAUUUGCGAUGACAUCGACCAAAUUAAGGAACAAAUUGAUGAAGAAAGUCACCGCAGUAGUGAUGGAGCUCCAAUCCUUAAAAUCAAGCAAGCUUUAAUAAAACUCGAAACAGAUAUAGCGACAAUGAAUGUUCAAAUUGGUGUCAUUGAACAUUUUCUGCUACAAUUCCAAUUGAAAAAUCGUGUCGCAUUUUCGAUCCAUUUAUUGCUAAAUUUAUUUGUACCUAUAUUUACUUCAUCCUUGUAG